Daldinia vernicosa is the source of this 1728-nucleotide messenger RNA. RefSeq lists its product as uncharacterized. The record is from RefSeq and is a predicted model, not a curated record. Lineage: Eukaryota; Fungi; Ascomycota; Sordariomycetes; Xylariales; Hypoxylaceae. The transcript has 3 exons. Bases 677 to 1501 code for a protein of 274 amino acids. Gene Ontology annotation, cellular component: membrane.
CUUAAUAAACUAUUUUCGCAGUGGGCAGAUGAUCCAUAUUAUCUAACAAUGUAACAUCGUGCUGCUGCGGGGAGAAACAUCAGGAUGGCCAUAUCUUGAUCUCGACCUUCAGCUGACAGGGGUCUGCAUAUUAUCUCUCCAAUCCAUGACCCUAGUUUCAGCCGCAGCGCAGUCCGUUAUCGCAUAUUGUAGCGAUAUGCUGCGACUACGAAGUCUCGCGUGGCACUUCAUCUCGUUUGAUGUAGUCUCGAGAGGACCAAGGUGUUUCGGGCGGAUCCCCUUUCCUCCCGCAGAUAUCGCCAUUCGCAGCUGUCCUUCUCUUGGCGUAGAGCAAUGGACUUGGGUCUUCCCUAGCUUACAAGCCUACCAAGGUAGUAGUUUGGCGUUCUACUGCAUAUAUGACUUGUCGUGGGCGCCUUUAGCUCCUACAUAGUAGUAUCUUACUGCCCUUGCGCCUGUCAGUUGAGUGAAAUUUAUUUCGCUUAUGGCUUAUUGGUAGAUAGACGGACGAGUGUCAGCCCACAACAUACAGGGCUCGACGGGUACAUAUGGUGUAGACGGUCCCUUUCCUGAGCUGUUGAUCUUUCUAGCUUUCUUUUCGUAGUGGCCGUUUUGCUGUUCACAAGUCUCCGUGACGCGGUUCUCUUUCAAUCAUUACCCCUUUGUGUGUGCCACGAUGGAGCAACCGCAGUCGAAGUACUCGAACCAACGAGUUCCUGGAAAGGAGCACAUUCCCCUUUACCCUAAAGGAUUCGUUGCCAUCCGCAUUAUUCAGCUAAUUUUCAGCAUUAUAAUUUUGGGGUUAAGCGCUUUCGGCAUCGUCUUUCUCGUUUUUGCAGGAGAUGCCCUGACGCUUUUUACCUCCAUUGCGACCAUCAUCACUAGUAUCUAUUGUCUCGUCGCACAUUUUGGUCCCGCGAAGGCCUACAACUACUGGGCAAUACUCGGCUUAGAUAUAUUCCUUGUUAUCUUCUGGCUAAUUUCAUUUGCCAUCCUUGCUGCCCAAAUCGCCUCCGCGUUCGCUUAUUACUACUCAUACAGUGACUACUAUGACGACUACUACGACCUGAGCGAUUAUGAUACUGCAGUCAACACGUAUGGCGGUUGCUUGGCUGCUGCGGCAGGUUUAGGUGGAGUUGAAUUUCUUCUCUACAUUAUCUCACUGUCGAUCCACGGUGUCAUGCUACACCGACACCGAAAGGCUGGUCUCAAGGCUAUGCCCAUCAACGGGGCUCCUGGUGGUACAGGAGCCGGCGUUGAACUGACGGCCGGCGGGGAGAAAUUCCAGAUGCAGCCUCAACCUGCGCAAGUCUAUCAAGAACCCAACCCUAUGGCUGGACACCCUCCGCCUCCUCAGGGGUACUAUCCGCCGCAGUCGCCGUCGCCGCUCUCCUCCCAGCCCACCGGUAGUACCUAUGUUCAACCCCAGCAGAUGGGAAACCCCGGUCAACCUGUCUACGAGGUUCCUGGUCAAGCUCAACAGUAUCACGCUGCUCAGUAGACUAGGGCACCUGGAUGAUGGGAGCAUGAAUGAAUUGUUUUCGAAUGAACUUGUACGGUAGCCAGCAGGCCAAUAUAUCGCAUUCCAUGCAAGCUAAGCAGGGCUGAUUUAGCAGAGCGAAAGCCCGGAAAAGACAAAAAACCCCUAUAUUUAGAAUCGACUAGGAAUCGACUAGGCUUAGGAAAUUUUCAAUGCGCAUCUAUAAAAUUGUACGCCGAAACGGAAAA